Colletotrichum higginsianum IMI 349063 is the source of this 510-nucleotide messenger RNA. RefSeq lists its product as uncharacterized. NCBI's taxonomy places the organism in Eukaryota, Fungi, Ascomycota, Sordariomycetes, Glomerellales, Glomerellaceae. The record is from RefSeq and is a predicted model, not a curated record. Bases 1 to 510 code for a protein of 169 amino acids. The transcript is spliced from 2 exons.
AUGUCCAACGCCGGUGACCCGCCCGUUGUCGUGAACGAGGUCGUCAACAAGACAGAAACUGCCGCCGUCGCCGCUGCCCCGAACGAAAUCGUCGUCGCCUCGCGGCCGGGUGAUCUUGCCGUCGUGCCCGCCGGCGCGCGCGUUCUCAACGAGGUCGUUACGACCCAGGUGUUCCCCAACCACGGGCCUGGUCCGAUGGGGUUCCAGCUCUGCUCGAACUGUCGCCGUUACUGGCACACCUCCCUUACCGACCCAUUCUGCCACCGCUGCCGCUUCGGCAUCGGCUAUGACCGGGGCUACGACCGCGGCUGCGGCGGCGGCGGCCAUGGCCGUUGCGGCUACGACCGAUGCUCCCACUGUGAGCGCUUCCGGAUCGCCGAUGGCGGCGUUGGGUGCCGCGGGGGCGGCAUCGGUAUCUGCCGGGACCGGUGCGGGAGGCCGGCGCUGUGCAGGCCGGUGCCGAGGAGGCUCGCCUACGAGAAGAAGACGGUGAAGCGAUAUUACUAUUAA